Molecule: messenger RNA, 1283 nt
Organism: Armigeres subalbatus
Lineage: Eukaryota; Metazoa; Arthropoda; Insecta; Diptera; Culicidae
Gene: His2Av
Product: histone H2A.V
Exons: 4
Coding region: 227-607 (126 amino acids)
Biological process (GO): heterochromatin formation
Cellular component (GO): chromatin; nucleosome
Molecular function (GO): structural constituent of chromatin; protein heterodimerization activity; DNA binding
Source: RefSeq, a predicted model, not a curated record
UGGUUUCAGUAUUGUAUUUUCGCUCGUUCAGUGCAGUAGUCGUCGGGUGUGUUAUUGCUCCAAUCUGUUUGUGACCAGUUCCGGACUGUGAAAAAGCAGCAGCAGCCAUUUUCCAAAGGAGUGUGCGUGUUUACCAGCGUAGAGGAGUGGAUUUUUGUCCCAGCGAUAAACGUUUUCAGUACAACGUUGACGUAGCCGUAAAGAGGAAUAUAAUCUAGAUAGCAAAAUGGCUGGAGGAAAGGCUGGUAAAGAUUCUGGAAAAGCAAAAGCCAAGGCAGUUUCCCGCUCGGCGCGCGCUGGACUGCAGUUCCCCGUUGGCAGAAUUCAUCGGCAUCUGAAGAAUCGCACGACGAGCCAUGGACGCGUCGGUGCCACAGCGGCCGUCUACUCCGCCGCCAUCCUAGAAUAUCUCACAGCUGAGGUACUGGAGUUGGCAGGCAACGCCUCCAAGGAUCUGAAGGUGAAACGUAUCACGCCCCGUCACUUGCAGCUUGCCAUCCGCGGAGACGAAGAACUGGACAGUCUGAUCAAGGCGACGAUCGCCGGCGGUGGUGUGAUCCCGCACAUCCACAAAUCGCUGAUUGGCAAAAAGGGCGGCCCCGAAUAACCACCUUCCUACGAUUAAUCAAGAUUACUGAGUAAAUAAUACAAAACCAACAAAGCGGAAACGCGCCCCGAACGCAGAGUCGUCGGUCCUGACCACACAAAACAAUAUCUUAAUCCACAUCAAAACCAGGACAGUUGAGUAUAGGCUAAUUGAGCAAGCAAAACCAGCCAGCCGCGCAGAUAACACACACACAUAUAUUCUGUAAUAGUUUUUAAACAAGUAUCGCGUCGACUAAGAGAGAAUCUAAAUAUUAGUAGAAAUAAUAACGUUGAAAUGGCACACAUUUAACAAUUAAACAGAACAUUUCUCGUUUGUUGUUAAUGUUUAGUAUCGAUAUUUCCGACUACAAUUGUUUCUUCCUGAUUCGACGACGAUCUUACUUGCAUCCUUCAUGCAAACUUGUAGCUGACGAUCUCUUGUUUUAUAUUGGUAUCCAUUUUAUUCUUCGCCUUUCUACUAUUUCUGUGUAACACCACCGGGGACGCGCUUGUGCGCUCAAACAGUAAGCAGUUUAAAUAUCGUCGUCGUGUUUAACUAAUUUUUAACGCAAAUUGAGAGAGAAAACUAAAAUGAGAGUAAAAUCUAAAAGAACCCUAGAGAGUACAUAAGUUAAGUGCGUUUUUCUUAUUAUAUUUUCGAUGAAAAGUAAUAAAAUUUUACUAUUAAGAAAACAGUA